This is a messenger RNA of Carica papaya (papaya), 988 nucleotides long. NCBI's taxonomy places the organism in Eukaryota, Viridiplantae, Streptophyta, Magnoliopsida, Brassicales, Caricaceae. The record is from RefSeq and is a predicted model, not a curated record.
CCCAAAUUUCGCUCUUCAUUUUUCUCACAACCCAUUUUAAGUAGAACAAAAGAACAGAGGGGAAUCUGCUUUGCACAGACUCAACUCAGCUCCUCUUCUUCUUCUUCUUCUUCUUCUUCUUCUUCUUCUUCUUUCAUAUUGUAAAAAUACCCAGAAGGGAAUAAUGAUCGUGGAAGAAGAAGCAGAGAGGAUGGAAGCCGGCGAUCUCCGAAGGUCUCUGAUAAACCAGAGAAAGCCGAUUAUAGACGACGACAUUGUUAGUGACGAAACCUCCAAAGCCACUUUCGCUGUUUACCUCGGCGCCCUCGUCGCCGUCUGCGGCUCCUUCACAUUCGGCUGUGCGAUGGGUUACUCGACGGCGGCGGAAUCUGGGAUCACGGAGGACUUGGGGCUCUCCGUUGCGGCUUUUUCGGUUUUUGGGUCAAGCUUGACACUUGGAGGAAUGAUGGGUGCAGUGUUUAGCGGCAAGAUUGCUGAUCUGAUUGGUCGCAAACAUACAUUGUGGUUCACUCAAGCCUUCUCUUCUAUUGGCUGGCUCUGCAUUUGCUUUUCCAAGGAUGUAUUGUGGCUGGAUUUCGGGAGAUUCUUCAUGGGAAUUGGAGUGGGUCUAAUUAGCUACGUGGUACCAAUUUACAUUGCUGAAAUAACACCCAAAGAUAUUCGAGGAGCACUUGUAUUUUCCAAUCAGUUGAUGCAGAAUUGCGGGUUUUCAUUUGUAUAUUUGCUCGGAAACUUGGUUCGAUGGCGGACGCUGGCACUGAUAUGUGUUAUUCCUUGUGGGUUGCAAUUUCUUGGCUUAUUCCUAAUUCAAGAAUCUCCGAGAUGGCUGGCAAAAGCUGGAAAAGAGAAGGAGUUCGAAUCUGCUUUACAGAAGCUUGGAGGGAAAAAUGCUGCUGAUAUUUCUCGAGAAGCAGAAGAGAUUAGGGAUAUAAUCGAAACAUUGGAGAUGAUUCAGAACCGGAAUCUUAUAUUUAUUUCAAAGAAAUAU